AGCAAUUUUGUUCUCGGGAAUGCACAGGUGGAGAGGGAUUACCCAAUUGUUUAUUGUUCGGAUGGCUUCUGUGAGCUAACGGGGUUUGCAAGGGCAGAAGUCAUGCAAAAGAGUUGUGCUUGCAAAUUUCUCUAUGGGCCUGAUACAACGAUAGAGAAAAUAACGUUGAUAGAGAAUUCUCUGGAAAACAGAGAAGAACUCAAAACCGAAGCACUCUUCAGGAAGAAAGACUUAACCCCAUUCUGGUGCCUUCUAGACAUAGUGCCGAUCAAAAAUGAGAAAGGAGAAGUGGUACUCUAUCUUGCGUCCCACAAGGACAUCACCAAAACAAAGAUGGCCUCCAUGGACGAAGAUAAAGACUACGACGAAGAAGAUUCUGAGAAUAACUACCUCAAUGACCUUCCGUCAAACUAUAACUACAAUCGAAGGAGAAGCCGUGCGGUGCUCUAUCACCUCUCAGGCCAUCUUAAAGAACAAGAGAAAAAGAAAAAGAGAAGAAAGCUUAAACUCAACAGUGGCCUGCUAUCCCCUAAAUCGACAGUACUACCAGAGUAUAAAGUGGCCGCCAUGAAGAAAUCGCGAGCCAUCGUACUCCAUUAUAGCAUAAUGAAAUCCGUAUGGGACUGGUGUGUGUUACUAGCUACGCUCUAUAUUGCCAUUGUCGUGCCAUUUAAUGCAGCCGUGCAUCAAGAGAAUGAAUUAGUUAUUACCAUUCUCGAUAUCAUCAUCGAGAUCAUUUUCAUCAUAGAUGUUGCGAUCAACUUCCGAACAACUUAUGUAAGUAAAUCGGGUAAAGUGGUGUACGAAGCGAGAGCUAUAGGGCUCAACUAUCUACGUAGUUGGUUCUUCAUAGACCUGUUAGCUGCUGUUCCGUUUGAUAUACUUACUCAGAUAUUCUCAUUAAAGUUGGAUACAAUUCAACUCAUCAAGUUAGCUAGAUUACUCCGUCUUCUUCGAUUGCUCAACAAGAUUGAGCGAUACUCUCAGUACAGUGCUAUCGUUCUUACAUUCUUCAUGCUCGCUUUUGCACUGCUUGCCCAUUGGCUUGCUUGUAUCUGGUUUGUCAUUGGUCGAAUGGAGCUUAAUAAAAACGACGAUGGAUGGGACUUAGGAUGGAUCGUAGACUUAGGAGACCAACUUAAGAUGCCUAUUUUAGGGGUGAACAGUACUGGUCCGAGGAACGAUAGUAUAUACAUCACAGCACUGUACUACACGUUGAGUAGUCUUACCAGUGUAGGCUUUGGCAACGUAUCUGCCAACACCAACACAGAGAAGAUUUUCACUAUUCUCGUUAUGUUUCUCGGAGCUCUGUGCCACGCUGCGGUUUUCGGUAACGUCACAGCGAUCAUCCAGCGCAUGUACUCUCGACGCGCUCUCUACUAUACCAAACUACGAGACCUGAAAGAUUUCGUACGCUCCCACCACAUUCCGCCAGCCUUAAAGACCCGGAUGCAGGAAUAUUUUAUGACCUCGUGGUCAAUAAACAUGGGUAUCGAUACAACAGAGAUGCUGCAGACAUUCCCUGAGGAGCUACGAGCCGAUAUUGCUAUGCACCUUCACAAAGAAUUCCUAGCUCUUCCUAUAUUUGCUGAUGCCAGCCAAGGAUGCCUACGAUCACUCUCGUUGCGGAUCAAGACAAGUUUCUGUGCACCUGGUGAAUAUAUUGUCCACCAAGGAGACGCCCUCAACGUCAUAUACUUCUUGUUAAACGGGUCAAUGGAAAUUCUCCGUCACGGGAUGGUCGUUGCUAUUUUAGGUAAGGGUGAUCUGUUCGGAUGUGACCUUUACAUCACUGAUACAGUCAUCCAAUCAAGUGGCGACAUCCAUGCCCUGACUUACUGUGACCUUCAGUCUGUAACCAGGCAAGAACUCUUAGAAGUAUUGGCUAGUUAUCCAGAAUACCAAUCAAAAUUCCAGCAAGAAAUAUCUCGCGAUUUGACGUUUAAUCUUCGGGAAGGUUAUGAUUCGGAGGCAGAAGAAAAGUAUUCGUACUGCGAAACGAACAACAGCGGGCGCAAUACGAGAUUAACAUCGAUCUCUGAAGUCCGUGACGAAGACGAAGUCGGAACAUCGAAACAGACUCGAGAUUCAUCGACUGAUACGGGAGAAGAUGGCAUGGAGAACAGACAUAUGUUACUCGAUGUUAGCAACUCGAUAGCCACAUCUGUGCCACCGGAUCUUAGUCCAAGGGUCGUCGACGGUGUAGAAGACGAAGGCAGUCCUUUUAAACGGCAUACCUUUGACUUCCCAGCAGCUCGAAGUAAUGUCCAUUCGGCAGCAUCAAGGCAUCGCAGUUUAACCUUAACUCCUCGUCAGCCAUUAGUUGGUGAAAGCCGUAUGAGAACCAGCUACACAGCCCCACAGUUAUCCCAAGAUCAUACAACGAGAUCAAAUUCAUCCGAUUCCCUUUAUCAAGAAGAUCUUAGGCAUGAACUUGAGUACACCAGAAACAGUGUGGAACGUCUUGACAAACAGGUAUCCAACCUGAGCAGAGAUGUUUCCAACCUGAGCCAAGACUUGAGGGCGGUUGUCAAGCUGCUUCAGGUCAUAAGCCCAAUGGCAUCAUCAUCACAAAAUCAGGCUUCAAAUGUAGCAGCAGCAGUAGUCUCGUCGGGUCUCAACGGUCCAGCCACGCCAGGUCUUCCCGCCCCUCCUGCGCCAUGUGUAAUGACAGUCAAAAUCGGUCAAGGUGGCGAAGAGGACAUCAUCCAUGUUCAAAGACAAGAUGGUGUGUUAGAAACCAGUCUUGGUGGAGGAAUCCCAGAGCUCCCACCAGGAACCAUGGGACCAACGGUAGCAGCCCUGACGUCCGCAGUGAUGGCAUCUGCCACUAGCAACAGUGCUUGUUCGACACUCGAACGUCCUAGAAAAAGAACGAAUAGCAGUGAUACAGCGAAAGACGAAGAAGGUGCUUCUGGGACUAGCGUAAAAGAAACAAAUCUUGUCCUAUUUCAAGGACCUGACGAAAAUUUGACUGAAUCAGAGAGUCUGGAGAGAUUAGACUAUGACUCGGAAAAUGGAACAGAUUUGUGAACUUAUUCCUUAUCGACAAUACAGUACCUAGGGAAAAUACUUUCAUCAAAUCAUUCCUUGCUCACUCAUGACUUCAAUUUUAUGUUCCACAAAUCUUCAUUUAUGUACCUCGACUUUAAUCUACGCAAAAGAGACAGUGUCGUUUCAUACAUUUUGAUGUGUUUUGCUCUGCGAGAAAUCGUAUGAAAUAUAAAAUAUUAUAAGACUUGUUGAUUUUUCAAGAGGUUUUGCACAUUUUUACAUUGUUUUCUAUACCGAGUAGAUAGAUAUUUUGUAAUGAAAUCAUAUUGAGACAUUUAUGAUGUUAUUGCAUCAUUGUACUAAUUGCGUUUAAAUGUUCGAGGCUGAAGCUUCAAUAGUUAUAACAGCAUUACUCUUUAUAUCGCACAACAUCGUAUUCCGUGCACUAACAUUUGUUAUGUGGCGUUUCAAAUCGUUUACUAGGGUUACUUUAUUCAAUGUGAUAUACAAAUUUACCAACCUUGUGCAUUCUCUCCACAAAAAAACAUCAUUCAUUAUCUUCAUUUUUGUCUCACCUGCAUAGCAGAGUGUGACUAUAGGCGCCGCUUUUCCGACUGCGGCGGCGACGGCGGUGUCAACAUCAAAUCUUAACCGAAGGUUAAGUUUUUGAAAUGACAGCAUAUCUUCGAAAGUGUAUGUACCUAGUUCAUGAAACUUAAACAUAAGGUUAAUCAAGUAUUACUAAAAAUCCUGCCAGAGUUUCAGGUCACAUGACCAAGGUCAAAGGUCAUUUAUGGUCAAUGAACUUUGGCUACGUUGGGGGUAUUUAUUGAAUUUCCAUCAUAACUUCGAAAGUUUAUGGAUCUGAUUCAUAAAACUUUGACAUAAGAGUAAUCAAGUAUCACUGGACAUCCUGUGCAGGCUUUAAGUCACAUGACCAAGGUCAAAGGUCAAUGAACUUUGGCCAUGUUGGGGGAAUUGUUGAAUAACCAUCAUAACUCCGAAAGCGUUCGAAUCUAGUUCAUACAACUUGAUCAUAAGAGUAAUCAAGUAUCACUGAACAUCUCAUGCGAGUUUCAGGUCACAUGACCAAAGUCAAAGGUUAUUUAAGGUCAAUUAACUUUGGCCAUUUUGGAGGUAACUCUUAGAUUGCUGUCAUAACUUCCAAAGUUUAUAGAUAUAGUUUAUAAAAUGUGGAAAUAUGGGUAAUCAAGUAUCACUGAUUAGUCUUAGGUCGCAUGUUCCAGGUCAACUGUCAUUCAUUGUCAUUGAACAUAUUAUUGUAUCAUUAUAUGAACUGUGUUUUUGUGAAUAAUUAUGUUAUAGUAGUUUUCAAAGUCAGCACUGCUGCUAUAUUGAAUCGCGUGAUGCAGGUGAGACUGCCAGAGGUGCUCCACUUGUUUAGGGUUAACAGGCAAUAGCUAGAGUAUGUAGACUGGAAUCCACUUUUCUUAAAGUCCAUUCUCUUUGUUCAUGUAGCAGAUUAUCAAAAUGAUGAAAUCAUAGACCUAUGCAUCUGAAGUCAGUUUAUAGUGAACAAGUACAUUAUAUCAAACAAGAACUUGCUUACAACACCGAAUGUGAGGCAAAGCUUGUGUUUGGAUUAAUGUCAGUUCGAUGUUGAUUUAUCAAUGACGUCUAUAGUAUAGUUAUUUUUAAUCUGUAUAGUCGGUUCACACCAAUAACAAUAUGGAGCUUACGUUUCACAUGGGGAGCGUUUCAUCGAUAUUUUCGUCUGACAAAUUGUCAGAUCUGACAUAUUUCAUUGAUUUUGAUUGGCUGAGAAGCACAGUUCCUAUGGCAACUGUCGGAUAAUACGUCUGCCAAGUCAUUUCAUGAAAUCCUCCACUGAAGUCAAAAUAGCGCCAUCACAGUUGUCGCUCAGCAUAUUUGGAGAACGGUUUUGAAAUUAUUGGUGACUGGAGAUGGACUAGCGCAUAAAUAGAUAAAUAUGAAAAAAUAAAUGAACGAAUCGAUAAACGAAUGAAAAAUAAACUGUCAAGAAGGUACCGCGGAAUGAAUGAAAUGUCUAAAGCUCACUACUUGACCCAACAUAAUGUUUUCCAAAUUUCAAUGAAAUCACUUUAAAAAAAUGAAAGAUUUAAACUGUAACUCUUCUUCUUCUUUUUCUUUUUCUUCUUUUUCUUCUUCCUCUUCUUAUUCUUCAUCAUCUGCUUAUUCGUUUCUCGUUUAGCAGUAUACUUUUCAAGAUACACGUCUUUCUUGCAAUUUAAAAAAGAGACCCUGCAAACAUCUUGAAAAAUAUGGAAUGUUGAUGAAAUGAGAUGUGCGUGAACUAGAGGAUCCAUGACAUUUGCUCCGGCGACAAUUGCUCCGAUGGAAAAUCUGCACGUAAAGUCUAACAUAAUAAUAACCUAAUCUCCGAAAAUAAAUAAACCCUUAUCCUUAUCUUUACAUUAUUCUGAGAUAAAAAUUAUAUUGCAAUCCUAAUUCUAACCGUAUGCCUGCUGAGAAAAAAAGGCUAGAGCAAAUGUCGUGUCACCGAACUGGUUCUGGUAGGUCGUGGUAUUUAUCGCUUCUUCGUCGCUCAGGGAGAAAUUCGGGUAUACAUUGAAUGAACAAAUUUUAAUUUUGAAAAAAAAGUAGUGGAGUUGUUACAUAUUGUACCAGCCUUUCAUAUAUGUUUUCCUUCGAAUUUUCUUCAUAUACAUCUUAUUGAAAGUUGGUACUAACUUUGAACAGUAUACUCAGUGUAUUUACAUUAUAUCACUCUCAACGUAUCAGUUAGGCUUAUUUUCACAUAAACGUAAUUCAUUAAGUUCAGCAGUAAAUUUAACUGUUUUAUCUAUAACUUAUUUUGGAUAAUGAUCGCGUGUGUAAGGAUAGCUCAAUGUGAAUAAAUUACAUCUGAAAUAAAGAUAGUCCCAUCCCUUCUUACUCCAUGUCAAUAUAUUACGUAUUAAAAGUUAUGACGUAAUAUUUAAGGCGCUGGCCAUCAAGAAGCGAGGAGUCUGAUAUUAAAGCAAAGUAUUUUCCAAAAUACAGUUCAGUCUUUUUUUUUAAGAAAGUGAAAUGUACAUCCGAACAACAAUGACCCAAAUCACAAAAUUGAAACUGUUGGGUAAGCUAAAGCAUGUUCCAAGGAUGUAUAAGACUUAUACCGGUAGAUUUAUAAAUGACAAAUAACAAAUAGAAGUAGUGCAUGGAGUACACAAUUACGAGACGCAAAUGAGUAUACUUAUGUAUUUAUUGUUUAAGGAUUCAGCAGCACAGACGUCAUAUAAGGAAACAGAGGAUUCAACAUGAGAAUAAACUGAGUCAGGAAAUAUAAUUUGUAUUUACUUUAUUCAUGUUAAGAGGGACGGCAAAACUACAUUUGAUGUGUAAGGUUGAGGGUUCAUACAAUGGAUUUUGACAAUAUUUUUGAGGGUUUACGUUUCACACAAUGUCGACGCGGUCCUUUGCAUUUUUUACAUUAAUUAUUCAUUCAUUCAUUCAUUUAUUUAUUCAUUUUUCCAACAAAAUUUAUAAUGCAAUAAUUACAAUAAAUAAAAUAUAACAGCAGAAAAUAUAAAUGACAUAAAUAUUCAAAUGAACCAACU
This is a messenger RNA of Lytechinus pictus (painted urchin), 6557 nucleotides long. Its product is annotated as potassium voltage-gated channel subfamily H member 8-like. Gene Ontology annotation, biological process: regulation of membrane potential; potassium ion transmembrane transport. The transcript has 17 exons. Gene Ontology annotation, molecular function: voltage-gated potassium channel activity. The record is from RefSeq and is a predicted model, not a curated record. NCBI's taxonomy places the organism in Eukaryota, Metazoa, Echinodermata, Echinoidea, Temnopleuroida, Toxopneustidae. Gene Ontology annotation, cellular component: plasma membrane. Bases 103 to 3033 code for a protein of 976 amino acids.